CGCUGUUCGCUCUGAGAGUGCGGGUCCGUGGAUGCUACCAGCAGCGGGAGAGACAAAGUAGUUUGUAGUCGCCGACUUCACCUCCAAACAGCCGUCUUUCUCCACGACACCGCGACAGACUUCACCGGGUCCAUCUCCUUUUUAGUCAUGCCACGCGGCGGGAAAAAGGGCCACAAGGGCCGAGGGAAGCAGUUCAGCAAUCCCGAAGAGAUCGAUCGGCAAAUGCGAGCCCAAAAGGAACUGGAGGAAAAUGCUGGUGCAGAAAAAGGCAGUUCAUCUGACUCUGAGGAGGAGAGCAGCAGUGACGAUGAUUCUGAGUUUAAGAAGAGGAAGGGAGUGGAGGGGCUCAUACAGAUUGAGAAUCCCAACCGAGUCUCUCAGAAGAGCAAGAAGGUGACUGAGCUGGACGUCAGUGCUCCCAGAGAGCUGUCACGCAGAGAGAGAGAAGAGAUUGAAAAGCAGAAAUCGAAAGAGCGCUACAUGAAGCUUCAUCUGGAGGGGAAGACUGAGCAGGCCAGGGCUGACCUGGCCAGGCUGGCCAUCAUCAAGCAGCAGAGGGAGGACGCAGCCAAGAAGAGAGAAGAACUCAGGAAAGUAAAAGAAGCCGAAGAAGCCAAAGGAAAGCGCUAACCCUCCAGCCGGGAGCUUCGACCUGCACUUCAGUCUCAGAGGGUUUGAGGAGGAGGAGGAGGAGGAGAUGUGGCGAACGGGGAGGGGACCAAUACGAAUGGAUUACCAGAUCAGGGCUGCUCCUGGACUCCCAUCUCUCAUUUGGAAUCCGAGGGGGGGAAACGUGGGGCUUCCAUGACAGUGCGGUCAGGACAGGGAAACACGGGCGGAGGGAAGCGAACUGAAGAGAAGUGCAACAUUUGGGAUUCCUCCAGUUUUCUGUGUCAUUCCUAGAAGGAUUGAGAGGAGACAGUCGCAGGCUUUCCAAGUGCUUCACAGCCUCUUCGCUCUUCUCCACCCAGCAGGGUUUUAAUUCUCAAGCUGCUCAAGUUAUUUCCAAUAUUUUUGAAUCACUUUUUUUUUUUUUUUUUUUUUUUUUUUUACUAUUACAUGGUUACAGAAUAGAAGUUUAACAGACAUCAAGCAUACAUGAGGGUAUUUUUGGUUUAUUUUUUUGGUGCUUUACUUUUCGUUCAUCUCAUCUGUCUUGUAAGAGAAUCAGCCAGCGACAGGAGAAACUGACACUUAGGACGUUCAAUGUGGAGUUCACAUCCUCCUUCAGGAUUUAUAUUGGCAUGCUGCACCACAGAUUUUAUCGCUAGAACUUUGGAUAUGCUGUGUAGAUUUAGAUAAAUCGGAGUUCAAAAUGAGACAUUAAUCCUUUAAACCCGACCGAGAAAAUUGGCUCUCCUUCACCCACUCGGCACGGUGAGAAAUCUUGAAAGUUUUCUAAAAUUCACUUUUCACACUAUUCAAGCAUUUAAAAGGUUUCAAAAGUGUCUUGUAAGCACCCAUUUAUUACUUGAAUCACCCCCCACAUUAAAAAGAAAGUAUUUUAAAGUAGAGAAGAUGGUUUAGACUGCCUCAGCAUCUUUGCUCUCGCCUUGUUUCUGACGGGUCGACUCGUUGCAUAGAAGAGAUCGUCGUUUGUUGCCUCUAUCAAGUUUACACAGGACCAACUCACUGUCUUUCUCCUUUCAUUGAAGUGCUUAUUUCAUGAGGUCCACUUACAAACUACAGCAAUGCAAACACCAGCCUUUAAAGGUGGCUUAACGUCUCUGUCGUGGUGCGAGGCGGCCGAGCUGUCUUAAUCCGACUUGGCGGGUGUGCGUGUUCGACUGGAGCCCUCAGUAUGAGGCAGAUCUGGUGUUAAAUCAUCUGGAAGCUGUUCACCGAAGAAACUCUUGAAACCACAGUAUUGUCAGAAAUGUAGCCACAGCAUUCCACAGUCAUUCCAAGUUUCCCCCAUCACGUCUUUGAAAGUCAUUUUAAAAAAA
Molecule: messenger RNA, 1946 nt
Organism: Salarias fasciatus (jewelled blenny)
Lineage: Eukaryota; Metazoa; Chordata; Actinopteri; Blenniiformes; Blenniidae
Gene: pdap1a
Product: pdgfa associated protein 1a
Exons: 6
Coding region: 148-630 (160 amino acids)
Source: RefSeq, a predicted model, not a curated record